Molecule: messenger RNA, 1464 nt
Organism: Symbiodinium sp. CCMP2592
Lineage: Eukaryota; Dinophyceae; Suessiales; Symbiodiniaceae
Source: the annotation of a GenBank genome assembly
AUGAUCCGAACGGGGUGGUCACGGCUUACAACCGGAUGGGGUACAACCACUUCUGCAGAGAGCGCAGCCAUAGAACAGCUCAUCAGUACCCAUCGGGCGCUUCUCCUAGACGGAGGACGUGCCGAGGUGGGUAGCGAAGCUGGCUACAGUGCCUGCGCCAUCUUUCUAAGUGCGGUAGAGACUACGGCCAAGACGUUUGGACUUGAGGCUGCUCCGCGUGCCUACCGCAAAAGGUUCUCGGCGAACUACCGUGCACUCUUCCCAGACGACGCACGGCAUUACCGAGUGGACGUACUUGAGGCCAGUGCAGACCAGCAUUCUGCCAUUUGGGUGAACGGGGACAAGUUCGAACUGAGCCCAGAGGCAAUUUGCCAUGCCGAAGCUUUGCAAAAGGCUUGGGCAGAAUUGUCCCAACUCGUCGAGGCCUGCGCCGGUCCCGACGGAAACACUGCCAGACAUCCGGCGCGAUCCGAUCUUUGUACAGUCCUGGAAGCUCUGGAUGCGGCCUGGGCAGGCUUCGAACACAAGUAUAUUGCUGAGUUGAUUGACAUCGAAGAGCAGGCUCGAAGGCUCAUCAUCAAGGCUGUGGAGCUGGAGGCCCGACUAUCUAUGCUGGAGGAAAACGUGGGCAAAGGCAAAGAAAGUCAGGAUGUGCAGAGAGCGCUAGUGCAAGGGAUUGCGCAUCUCAACUCCGUUGCCAAUUUCCGGCGCAAGGGUCGUGAUGACUUGGGCUAUGAUAUUUUGGAGUCUGCAGCCGCAGUCCUCAGCAGAUUCAGUCUCACCAGUAAAGAUAUCGUGGCAGCUGGCGAGGGCAAGGGCUUCGCAGCAGCUGCCAUCCAAGAUGCAGUGUCAAGAAGUGCCGGCGUGUCCAUGGCAGUGGAUGUGGUUGGCUCCUUUGAAGCGAUGCGCCGGUAUCUGCGAGAGGUGAAGAAGUGCCUCGAGCGAGUCGACCCGCAUCUUUGCAACAAUGUGGGGCUCGUCGCAAGGCUCGUGGACUGGGAGGAGAGCUGGGAGAUCGGUUCUCGGUACGUCCGGCAAACGGUGCUUUUUGACGCGAACAACGACGUCGCUGCUCGGCCGCUGUGGAAGUGCCGGCCGCCUGCGGCAGAGAUCUGUAAGAGAGUUCCUGGCCAGGAUCCAAUCCCAGACCACGCGCUACCACUACUACUGCUUUCCUGCUGCUGCUACUGCUAUCCCCACCCCGCCUCUUCUUCAGUAGGCUUGUCACAGGACCUACCCUACCUUAACCGCAAACAUAAACUAACCUCAAGUAACCUAGCCAAUCACUACCACCACCGACAUACCUUCCUGCCGCCCACUGCAAGCUCACCGGGUCGUCGGCCACCGUUGCUCUGCAAAGUGAUCAUGCAGAUGCUCACUGUGUCACGCGGUCUUGCAGUAAGUUCGACUCUCGAAUCCGGACAUGGAAGAAAGCUUGCUAUGGUAAUGCCGAUGCGCUGUUGA